This is a messenger RNA of Vombatus ursinus (common wombat), 9350 nucleotides long. RefSeq names its product SOS Ras/Rac guanine nucleotide exchange factor 1 (gene SOS1). The record is from RefSeq and is a predicted model, not a curated record. Gene Ontology annotation, molecular function: protein heterodimerization activity; guanyl-nucleotide exchange factor activity. NCBI's taxonomy places the organism in Eukaryota, Metazoa, Chordata, Mammalia, Diprotodontia, Vombatidae. The transcript has 23 exons. Bases 40 to 4038 code for a protein of 1332 amino acids. Gene Ontology annotation, cellular component: plasma membrane. Gene Ontology annotation, biological process: Ras protein signal transduction; positive regulation of GTPase activity.
UCAGCCGCCGCCGCCCCCCGGAGGAGCCCCCGGGGCACCAUGCAGGCGCUGCAGCUGCAGUACGAGUUCUUCAGCGAGGAGAACGCGCCCAAGUGGAGGGGGCUCCUGGUGACGGCCCUGAAAAAGGUCCAGAUGCAAGUCCAUCCUACACUUGCAUCAAAUGAGGAUGCUCUCCAGUAUGUUGAAGAGUUAAUUCUACAGCUGUUAAGUAUGCUGUGCCAAGCUCAACCCCGCAGCGUUUUAGAUGUUGAGGAUCGUGUACAAAAAAGUUUUCCUCAUCCAAUUGAUAAGUGGGCAAUAGCUGAUGCUCAAUCUGCUAAUGAAAAGAGGAAGCGAAGAAAUCCAUUAUCUCUCCCCGUAGAAAAAAUUCACCCUUUAUUAAAGGAAGUUUUAGGGUAUAAAAUUGACCACCAGGUUUCUGUUUACAUAGUAGCAGUAUUAGAAUACAUUUCUGCAGAUAUUUUAAAGCUGGUUGGAAAUUAUGUACGGAAUAUACGACAUUAUGAAAUUACAAAACAGGACAUUAAAGUAGCAAUGUGUGCUGAUAAGGUAUUGAUGGAUAUGUUCCAUCAAGAUGUAGAAGAUAUCAAUAUAUUAUCUUUAACUGAUGAAGAACCUUCCACUUCAGGGGAACAAACAUACUAUGACCUGGUAAAGGCAUUUAUGGCUGAAGUUCGACAAUAUAUAAGGGAACUUAAUCUCAUUAUUAAAGUUUUUAGAGAACCAUUUGUCUCCAAUUCAAAAUUAUUUUCUUCUCACGAUGUAGAAAAUAUAUUUAGUCGUAUAGCAGAUGUUCAUGAACUCAGUGUGAAAUUAUUGGGCCAUAUAGAAGACACUGUAGAAAUGACCGAUGAAGGCAGUCCCCAUCCAUUAGUUGGUAGCUGCUUUGAAGACUUAGCAGAGGAAUUGGCAUUUGAUCCAUAUGAGUCGUAUGCUCAAGACAUAUUGCGACCUGGUUUUCAUGACCACUUUCUUAGUCAGUUAUCCAAGCCUGGGGCAGCCCUCUAUUUGCAGUCAAUAGGUGAAGGUUUCAAAGAAGCUGUUCAGUAUGUUUUACCCAGGCUACUUCUAGCUCCUGUGUACCACUGUCUACAUUACUUUGAACUUUUAAAGCAGUUAGAAGAAAAGAGUGAAGACCAAGAAGACAAAGAAUGCUUGAAACAAGCAAUAACGGCUUUGCUUAACCUUCAGAGCAGUAUGGAAAGAAUAUGUUCCAAGAGUCUUGCAAAACGGAGACUGAGCGAAUCUGCAUGUAGAUUUUAUAGCCAACAGAUGAAGGGGAAACAACUAGCAAUAAAGAAAAUGAAUGAGAUUCAGAAGAACAUUGAUGGCUGGGAAGGAAAAGACAUUGGACAGUGUUGCAAUGAGUUUAUCAUGGAAGGAACUCUCACACGUGUAGGUGCCAAACAUGAGAGACACAUAUUUCUCUUUGAUGGCCUGAUGAUUUGUUGUAAAUCAAAUCAUGGUCAGCCAAGACUUCCUGGUGCUAGCAAUGCUGAGUAUCGUCUCAAAGAGAAGUUUUUUAUGCGCAAGGUACAAAUCAAUGAUAAAGAUGACACUAAUGAAUACAAACAUGCCUUUGAAAUCAUCUUAAAAGAUGAAAAUAGUGUUAUAUUUUCUGCUAAGUCAGCUGAGGAGAAAAACAACUGGAUGGCAGCACUGAUAUCGUUACAAUACCGCAGUACAUUGGAAAGGAUGCUGGACGUUACGAUGUUACAGGAGGAGAAGGAGGAGCAGAUGAGGCUUCCAAGUUCUGAUCUUUAUAGAUUUGCAGAACCAGACUCUGAAGAAAACAUAGUAUUUGAAGAAAACAUGCAACCCAAAUCUGGAAUUCCAAUCAUCAAAGCAGGAACCGUUAUCAAACUUAUAGAGCGACUCACCUAUCAUAUGUAUGCUGAUCCCAAUUUUGUUCGGACAUUUCUUACAACAUAUAGAUCUUUCUGCAAGCCUCAAGAGCUACUGAGUCUUCUAAUAGAGAGGUUUGAAAUUCCAGAGCCUGAGCCAACGGAAGCUGAUAGGAUAGCAAUGGAGAAUGGAGACCAACCCCUGAGUGUGGAACUGAAACGAUUUAGAAAAGAAUACGUCCAGCCUGUACAACUCCGAGUACUAAACGUAUGUCGGCAUUGGGUAGAACACCACUUCUAUGAUUUCGAAAGAGAUGCAGAUCUUUUACAACGACUGGAAGAAUUUAUUGGAACAGUAAGGGGCAAAGCAAUGAAGAAAUGGGUUGAAUCUAUCACUAAAAUCAUCCAGCGGAAAAAAAUGGCAAGGGACAAUGGACCAGGACAUAAUAUUACAUUUGAAAGUUCACCUCCUGCAGUUGAGUGGCAUAUAAGCAGACCUGGACACACAGAGACUUUUGACCUGCUCACCUUGCACCCAAUAGAAAUUGCUCGACAGCUCACUUUACUUGAAUCAGAUCUCUACCGAGCUGUACAGCCAUCAGAAUUAGUUGGAAGUGUGUGGACAAAAGAAGACAAAGAAAUUAAUUCUCCUAACCUUCUGAAAAUGAUCCGCCACACAACCAAUCUUACUUUGUGGUUUGAAAAGUGUAUUGUAGAAGCAGAAAACCUAGAAGAAAGAGUAGCUGUGGUGAGUCGAAUAAUUGAGAUUCUUCAAGUCUUUCAAGAACUGAACAACUUUAAUGGUGUACUUGAGGUUGUAAGUGCCAUGAACUCAUCACCUGUUUAUAGACUGGACCACACAUUUGAGCAAAUUCCAAGCCGCCAAAAGAAAAUUUUAGAGGAAGCUCAUGAACUGAGUGAAGAUCACUAUAAAAAAUAUUUGGCAAAACUCAGGUCUAUUAAUCCACCAUGUGUGCCUUUCUUUGGGAUUUAUUUGACAAAUAUCUUGAAAACAGAAGAAGGCAAUCCUGAGGUUUUGAAAAGACAUGGAAAAGAACUUAUAAACUUUAGCAAAAGGAGAAAAGUUGCAGAAAUAACAGGAGAGAUACAGCAGUACCAAAAUCAACCAUAUUGUUUGCGAGUAGAAUCUGAUAUCAAAAGAUUCUUUGAAAAUUUGAAUCCAAUGGGAAAUAGCAUGGAAAAAGAAUUCACAGAUUAUCUUUUCAACAAAUCACUGGAAAUUGAACCAAGAAAUCCCAAGCCUCUACCAAGAUUUCCAAAAAAGUACAGUUAUCCCCUCAAGUCUCCUGGUGUUCGUCCAUCAAACCCAAGACCAGGUACCAUGAGACACCCCACACCGCUGCAACAGGAGCCAAGGAAGAUUAGUUACAGUCGGAUCCCUGAAAGUGAAACAGAAAGUACAGCGUCUGCACCUAAUUCUCCAAGAACACCAUUAACACCUCCUCCUGCCUCUGGUGCUUCCAGUACCACCGAUGUGUGCAGUGUGUUUGAUUCUGAUCAUUCAAGUCCUUUUCACUCAAGCAGCGAUACCAUCUUUAUCCAAGUUACACUGCCCCAUGGCCCAAGAUCUGCUUCGGUAUCCUCGAUAAAUUUAACCAAGAGCACUGAUGAAAUGCCCAUCCCCCCACCCGUGCCCCCAAGAAGAAGACCAGAAUCUGCCCCAGCAGAAUCUUCUCCCUCUAAGAUUAUGUCCAGACAUUUGGAUAGUCCUCCAGCAAUCCCUCCUCGGCAACCCACAUCAAAAGUCUAUUCACCACGUUACUCUGAUCGGACCUCGAUGUCAGACCCUCCAGAAAGCCCUCCCCUUUUACCACCACGAGAACCCGUGAGGACACCUGAUGUUUUCUCCAGCUCACCACUACAUCUCCAGCCACCCCCUUUGGGCAAAAAAAGUGAACAUGGCAAUACUUUCUUCCCAAACAGCCCCUCCCCUUUUACACCACCACCUCCUCAAACACCUUCUCCUCAUGGCCCAAGGAGGCAUCUGCCAUCACCACCAUUAACACAACAAGAUGUGGACCUUCAUUCCAUCCCCGGGCCACCUGUUCCUCCACGACAAAGCGCUUCUCAACACAUCCCAAAACUUCCUCCAAAAACUUACAAAAGGGAGCACACACACCCAUCCAUGCAUAGAGAUGGACCACCUUUGUUGGAGAAUGCCCAUUCCUCCUGAGUUCUCUUGUGCUGGGAUAAACAUUUUCCUGGCUCAAAGUCCAUUGCUGGCAAUGGAUGCACUGAACCUGCCAGCACGGAGGAGUUUAAAUAUGUACUCCCAACACUAAAGACUCUACUUUAAAAUGCAGUAUCCAGUGAAUCGUCAGCCUGAUAUGUAGUAUAAAAAAUGGGAUAUUCCUGUUCGGAAUGCAGAAAACCUGAUGUGGAGUAAUUGGACAACUCAGUGCACCUAGAAAUGGGAUAAAGGGACUUUUCUAGCCAGUGGGCAGGAAUUGUGUUUGUGUAUUGGUCUUUAUCAACAAAGGGAUAGAAAGUGUAGUCUGGUGUCCAGGAAGCCCACAUGGGAACAGUUCUUGUUAACUCAAACAUUAUGCACUUUUUUUUUUUAAUCUUAAACAGGGAUCUUUUUAUCCUUCUUCAUUUCCCUUUGCUUUAUUCUCCCUAUUUUAGAAUACGUUCUUGAAAACCAGUAAGAGGACUGUGAGGAAGAUCUGUGGUACCUAACCUUGUUUAGAACCAAGGCAGAGCACUGUACUGCAGUCCUGUUUACAGAUUCUAAGGGAGAGUCAGUAACUAAGGUGGAUUUAUGCUUUCCACUCAUAUAUGUGUCCUUUAUGCAUUUGUUGAUGCAUAUCUGAACAUAUAGUACUCAUGGUUUUUAUGUAUAGUGCUGGCAGUAUUCUCACGGACCAUCUUCAGUAUAGCAGCAACACCACCACCACCCCAAUAUGCACUUACACCCGGGUCUGAUUGCACUGUGGUUGAAUAGCAAAAGUGUUGCUCACUUUUUACUGUCAACAGAAGUGAAACCAAGCAAAAUGUACUGUAGACCAUAUGGGCACAGUUUUGCCCUUUUUAAAAAGCAUAUAAUUAAUGGGAACUUUUUCAAACUGUGAGUUUAUGAUUGUAUCCCCAAGAGCAGAAAAGCAAAAAACCUGGUAAGGGAAACAGUCAAAUCUCCGCUGGCAGAUGAGUCUCAAGCCUACACAUGCUCUGAGGAGAUGCAGACCCGAGUACCAGGGCAGGUGCUUCCUACUGUGAACUUCAUGAUGCUAUGAAGUCAGCAGUUUGGGCUCAAAAGCCUGGUUCUUUAACAAGAAUUUUUCUGCAACAAGAUGAUAACUAACCCCCAUGUUACCAAAGCAACAAUAGAAUGAAGCUAGGAAUUGAAAUUGGAGUCAUAUCUGACAUACAGUCCUGAUUUUAUACCUUCUGAUUUUUACUUUUCACUUUGGGGGGGGCCACUUAAAAAGUGCAAUAAUUGAGGAGGACACACAUUCAAUGAUGCUAUAGACGGUCAGAAUGAAGUUCAUAAUUGGCUGUACUCCUUACCAAAACUUUUUCUGGUAGAAUAAAAAAAAAUGGCAGUCAUUUGAAUAAAAAGGAGGUAAUUUAUACUGCAAAAAGGGAUGUUUGUGUUUCUAGAAUAACCUGUUGUGAUGCUAUACUUAAAUCACCAUAUUUAUUGACUCUCCCUCAUACAGUGAUUAGCAUGGGUACCUGGGCUUCACCAAAGAGGUACUUUUUUUUCUCUUUUAAAGAAUAAUUAUAGUGCCAGUCUACAAAGGAUUUUUUUUGGUUGUUAUUUUAUUUUGGUUUUGGUUUUUGUUGUGUUAUUUUUGUUGGGCUUUUUGUUUGUUGUUUUAUUUUGCCAGAAAGCAUAAUAGGGUAUUAAUUGCCUUCUUUACACAAGGAACAAUGAAAGUCUUAUGUCAUUAAAUGACAGUGGAAAUGAAAAAAAUAAUGCUAUUGUCAAUUAAAUAUACUACUCACUUUUAGGAGACUGUUAAUCUAUGCUAGUUUGUCACCUUCCCCCCCCCCCACCCCCUUCAAGGUUUACUGAUAAUCCAUUUCAUGGCUCAUAGCUGUACUGCUUUUAAUGAAGCCAUGGAAAUGCAGGCACUCAAUGUGAAAAGGAACACUUGCUGGGCAUCGAUGACAAGUGUCAUGUUGGAUUAACAGCUGAGGAAUCGGCAUAUCGAGAUUACCUUGCAGUUGCUUCAAUCAUGUGUAUAUAGUGAAUGUUACAUAAAUAUACUUGGCAGGUUCAUUUUAAUUUAAUUGAAAUAAAGAUGCAGAUAUUUCAUUUGGCUGUCAUACAUUAAAUUAUUAUAUUGACAAAUACUUCUUAUUUCUCUCUGUUGAAAAGCAAAACACUAAAAGCAGCUAAAAGCACAUGUGGUACGCCUUUAUUUCUAAUGCAGGCUGUCUGUUUUUAAUAGUAAAAGAUCUGUCUAAAGAGAAGCUAGAGUUUGGCACCUGAAGAAAUGUUUGGUUGGAAUAAGAUGAUUGUAACUUUUAAGGGGAACUUUGUAAGUUUUAACAUUUUCCAGGCACCAUGUAUGCAGUUUGUUAAAGUUUGUCUUAAACAUUCUACCUUUCUUAAGGUGUUUUGAUAUAUCAAGACUAUAUAUGAGACAACAUCUACCCUCAUCAUUAGUUAUCAUACUAUGGCUUAUCCAUUAAACCUGUGGACUGCUUUUCUGAUUCUAACAAAUACUGUGACGGUAAUGCAUGCCAGAUAUUGAUUUUAAAAAAAGAAGCAGCUUUAUUAAUCUCCAAUACAACGUCUAUGAAAUGUGCAGUAUUUCAUCCUUAUUUAGUGAGUCAUGAAUUCAUUAGUAUCUGCAUGUUUCAUCUGUGGCUAAAUGAAGCAACAUUUCAGCAACACUGUUGACUAUGCCAGUGGGGACAUUUUUGACAGUGAUACAUCAUGGUGGAAAUAUACUCUUUUAAUAAUUUUUAUGGUGUUCAUUAGACCAGUACAGUAUGUAUACCAUGAUCAUACAAUUUUUUAAAUUCCAGAAAAUUAAUUCUGUCAUCAUUAAGCAACACAUCCUAUCAUAGGUAGAUCAUGUCCAAUUGUUAGAGUUGAAUCCCUUUUGUUUAAUGAGUGUAACAUUCCUAUUUGACUAAUUGUUUUUCUCUUUUUAAAAUGUAACUUAUUUUUUCUUUUAAAAAAAUCCCCUUAAAAAUUGAGUCGCAAGCUCAUCUUGGGUACAGACUGUCCAUUAGCCCACAGCAAAGUGAUUAUUGUGGCUUCAAGCAUUAUUCUAUUAAUAAGUGGGUAAUUGAUUGGUUUGGAUAUAGAUGGUACUUUCCCCCCCAAAAUCUGGUUUUUAUGAAACAAUCAGUAUUAUUUUUUUUAUAAUAUACAUAUUUUUUCCCUUUCAGAAAGAGCUCUCUUUCAUUGGGGGGAAAGAGGUUAGGGAACCUAUAUUCACACCAGUUCAGGUAAGGAGUACAUAUCCAGAAGCUCUCAUUAUUUUGAACCACACUUCUCUCUCUUGCUGUCAUCCUUCUUUCCUUCCUCUUUUCCCAAGUACCCCGUUCCCCAUUAGACAUUAAGAAGAGUCACUCUGGGGCCCAUCCACACCAGUGAUGAAUACAGUGGGUAUUCAUUUUGAACAAGGCAGUGUAAACCCUCACACCACCUUGCCUUUUGAAAAACGAAAGUAUUGAUCUGAGGUUAAGAGAUGUCAGAAGGGUAAUGCUCUAAUAGUGGUUUGGUGCAUUAUCAUUUCACAUGAAAAUUCAGAAUGGUGUGCAGCGUUCCAACUGGAUAUCCUUAGGUGAGGGUAAUGACACAAACAGCUAAUGGGAUUACCUUUAGUAACUUAUAAACAAUGAGUGAUCUAGAAAGAAGCAUCUCUGAACAGAGUAAUGCAGCACCACAGGCUGUACAUUGCAGAUCCAGAAUUACAAAUCCAUUAUAUGCUUUCUGGGAGAGCAUCAAUCUUCCAAACCUUAUUUUAAAAUAUGGAGCAUUCUUUUUUCCAGCAGAAAAAAAAAAGAAAAAAAGCCUGCCUGCAUAUGUUUCAUUGACCUUCAACAGGGAAACAGUGCAACCAAAUCUUUAAAUUUCAUUUUAUCUUUGAUAGGCUGACAUCCGUCCAGCAUAAUGAGAUUACAUUUGUUUUUAAAAACCAUUGUCUAUAUGCUUUUGAAUAUACAAAUAUAUGAAAAUCAUAGAUUUCUGAAUGCAUUGGCAAAUUCAAUAUUAAUUCCACAUUUUUUUUCUCAAGAACACACUCCCAGGAAAUAUAAAGGAACAAAGAUUUACAUAAUUUGGGGUUGUCAGACAAGAAAUUAUUGUGUUGGUAAAUUAUGGUGCAUCUAGUAACUUGGGUGUUUUACUGAUUCUCUUUUGGAAAGAAUAUGCCCUACCAGAAUGGUCCCAUGAACAAACACAACUCCAGUUGUGCUUGUUGUUGUUGUUGUUGUUGUUUUCAUAAAUGGAAAAUGAUGUUACGCCAUCAAAUACAAUUGGGAUGUAUGAUCACUGGCAUCUUGCUGCCCUUGGGAAGCUGAUCCUACUUUAACUAGGUAUUUCUCAUCAGUGCAAUUAUAAUUCAUCCCAGUGACUCUAUCAAAAGUAUUGGGUUUAUUCCAACUGUACUCAUUUGGGAAACUGUAUUCUUUCAUAAUCACAAAGGAACAAAAGUGAACAUUUGUUCUGAGGUAUUCUGCUGCUGUGAAUGGUUCACUUACACUUUUUAGCCUUCAUGUCUCUUCUCAUCUCUCCCCUUACAUUGGUUUCAGGAGAAAGGGAGAGUUAUGCUACAUCUUCUUUUUUUUUUUUUUAAAGAAAGAAGGUGGGGGAGGAGUGGUAUGUGUAAGUCGAUGUAUUUCUUGAUAUUUUUCGCUUUUUAAGUAUCACUUUUCGAACUGUUAGAAUCAUUUCAAAAUGCUUGAAACAUGGGCCAUGAAGAAGUCAUUUUAGGUCUUAAAAAAGAAUCAUGUGGCUCGUACAGAAGAAAAUGUAACACCCAAAAGCACUUGUACCUUGGUUUGUAAGUUUCAUGCCUUAUUUUCCAUUUUUGACACCUUAAAGUGCAUUUUCUGUCAACUGUGAGCAAAUUCCCCUUUUGCCUUUAAUGAAAAUAGUGCAUUAAGUAGCCAACUUCUGGGAAAUUGCAAAGGUGAACUCUUAAGGGCAGCCCCCGGCCUGUCCCUCAGUAAACCGGGACAAAUGGCGGACAGGACAUCACGGGCUUGUAUGACUGCGUGGAGGCAGAGCCUGUGCAAGAUGCAUGCCACUUUCCGUAGCUGCCAAAUGUGCCUUUUAUUCAGAACAUCUGGAAUUUUUUUUUCAAAGCAAGUCAGCAUUUGGGGGCAGGGAAUACCUGGGGUGCAAAUAUCUGGUAAGCCUACCGGAGAACAAGCCUUUUUCUUUCGUUCAAGGGACUUGUGCAAAUUUAAGUCAAGAAGCAUUUGUGUAGAUAUGUGUGUUUGCCCUUUUUUAAUGGCAUGGUUAUUAGCAACGCUAGUGAAAAGAAGACAAAAAAAAAAAAAAGCUGUCGGACCUAA